This is a messenger RNA of Aaosphaeria arxii CBS 175.79, 12735 nucleotides long. RefSeq lists its product as uncharacterized. The record is from RefSeq and is a predicted model, not a curated record. NCBI's taxonomy places the organism in Eukaryota, Fungi, Ascomycota, Dothideomycetes, Pleosporales. Gene Ontology annotation, biological process: protein polyubiquitination; positive regulation of protein catabolic process; proteasome-mediated ubiquitin-dependent protein catabolic process. The transcript has 4 exons. Gene Ontology annotation, molecular function: ubiquitin-protein transferase activity. The coding region runs from base 470 to 12304 and encodes 3944 amino acids.
CCAAAACCUCAACCUUUUCCCCCUCCUCACCAUACGUACAAGGCCGUCAAAACCAGUCUUUUCAGUCUGCUACGAAUCGCUGAAGAGCUCGCCGUAACCUGCCGAUAAGCACGCCUGCACCGUGUUUUCCGUCUAGGUUGCUACGACCUUUGAGCCUGUACUCACCGCACCGAAAUCCGUCGACCCGAAUCGUCCACCCCACAUCUCCUACGAACGCUGCGAAUCCUUCCACAGUGACACUAUUUCGUCUAGCCAAAUACACUAUCGAAAUCUCGAUCUUAUUCACAGAAUUGUUAAUUCAGCCUUUCGUCACCGCAAUCGAUACUGCAGCGUCCGUUGCGUGACUUCUAGUCGCACAGACACCUUCGGAACGAGCAAGCUGGAGUGUUAGGUGCAGCGCAGACUAUUAUACAGCUGAAAGCAGGCUUGCAUGUGAGGCGGGCUCUCCGCUUGAGCGAUCUUUGUGAUCAUGAAGAUCAAGAAGCACGCCACUUCUAGACAUGAGGCAACUCUGUCUCCUAUGAUCAAGGACUUUGUAGAGGCGACGUCUAAGAUCCCUUUGUAUCAAUUACCCGCACACCUGUCCUCGUUCCCAAAAUCAUGGCCGUUCCCGCGAGGAGACACAUAUCACUGGAUACCAGUCCUUAAUCGGUUCGACCAGAUUUUGGAACUCUUUAAUAAGGAAUACAGCUUGGAGGAUGGACUGCAGACUCAACCAUUCCGCCGGCGGCUUCUGCUCAAGGGCGACGCUGAGGAAUCAGCCGCCGACCCGGAACAGACGACAACUGAGGCAGUGUUGGACAAGUUACAUUUCUCGCAGGACGGCGAUCGAGAACUCGUCGAACACAUUCUCCAUUUCACCCGAUUGCUCCUAGAGAACUGUGGAAAUCGAAGCCUCUACUCUAGCAGUGACCAGCUGGAUAAGCUGCUCAACACAACGUCGACCUCUCUGUUGAAAGCUACCCUUAGGCUCAGUCUCCGUCUUGCUCAGCGAUACCACGCAGCUCGAAUGCGACUCCCCCCAUCCACACUCAAUUCCAACCUUCUCCAUAGUCACUACAACUUGAAUCUCGAGAAGGUACAGAAGCUCGCUGCUCCUCUGGCUAGAGGCCCUGCACCCGGGGUGCCGAUUUUCGCGACUCCUGUUGGAAAAGGCAAGGAAAAGUCCUUCGGAGAUCGUCGGAACGAGACUGACAAGAUCAACCCUGCCGACCUGGUCUCUUUCUUUCAACUCCCAGAAACAAGCUUGAAGCAAGAAUUUGGAGGCGUUUUCAUAUCCUACUAUGAGCCCUCGCCGACAGCGGACGAAAGCUCAAGCAAGACUCCCGCGGUGUCAGCGCCUACCUCCAAUGAGCCUCCCUCAACACCAACUCCCACACGAAGGACAUCCAAUCUCCGUACAAACCAGACACCUCGGCAGGCUCACACUGUUUCCAUAACCGACUCACCUGUCACGCCAGUAACCCCAAUGUUUGGUGACGAUACAGAGGCUGGCCGUUCCAACGGUCCGAAGACCUUUGACAUGUCUGCAGACCUUAUUGCUCGAACUGAUAUUCAUGAGCUUUUGAAUCAAGGUUUGACCAACUUGCCAGAGAGCGUGCAUUAUGAAUUGUUGCACAAGUUGAGGGUCACCAGAGCUCUGAACACCAGUAGCCAAGGCCGUGAAGACGUCGUUGCUAUUCGGCUCCUUGCUAUCGCAAAUCUUGGUUACGUGCUUGGCGAAAAGGAUUUUUACAGCAAGGUUGGGCAACAGGAUUCUGAUGAACCGCGUCGACUUCAGCUCGCAUAUCAGUUGUCGGAAUUAGUGCACCCGCCAGGUAACGGAGAGAUGCAUCUCUCGAGAGAACUUCAAACAUAUGCUUUAGGCACGCUUGAAUCUUUAGCAAAGCACAAGAACAAGGCUCAGGAUGUUUGCGCCGCCUUGGCUGUCAACGUAAACCACGGUGUACUUUUUUAUAUUGUUCGCAAAGCUGUUGCCGAACUUGGCACUCCUGAAGAGCCUAGCGAUGACCGGCAAGAAGACGAAUGGCGUGAAAGCCUUUUCUCCCUGCUUAAUACUCUUCCAGCUGCCCAGAACCGCACUGGCGAAGGGAUGGUCACUGCUGGACUUCUCGAAAUCCUAGUGGAGGUCUUGACGCUCAGAACCAAGAAAGCCGAACGUGUUCAUCCGAGAGUUCUUCAGUUCCUUGAUACAUUCGUCCAUAACCUUCGUGAUGCUUUCGCAGCCCUUGUCAGCGCGAAAGGACUCGACAUUGUUGCCGAUCUGACAUCUUACGAGGUGGAGACGUCCCAGAAGCUGGCCGAAGAGGGAAAGGGUAUACCGAAAGAGUACAAAACCCAACUCACGGAUUAUCAGAUCCCCUUCCACCAUCAGCAGACACUUCGAUGGCUAUUCAAGUUUCUCAAUCACAUGAUGUCUCACACUGGCGGGAACUUUGAUCGCUUGAUGCGAAACUUGAUUGAUUCUCCUCAACUCCUAGGUGCCCUAAGAGCGGUCCUGUCCAAUGCCACCGUCUUCGGAUCAACUGUUUGGAGUAUGGCUGUCAACAUCUUGACAAAUUUUAUCCACAAUGAGCCCACUAGUUACGCUGUAAUAGCGGAAGCUCGACUUAGCGAGGCUUUCCUAGACACAGUCGCUGCUCAUCCCAGCGCAAUUGCACCAUCACAAACGGAAUCGAGCGAUGCUUCAUUUGCGCCGCCUCGCGAAGUACCGCAGUUGCCAGGCAUUUUACCGGUCGCUGAGGCAAUCUCCACUCUCCCACCUGCAUUUGGAGCUAUUUGUCUGACCGAAGCGGGAAUGAAAGUUUUUCAACAGUCAUCUGCUCUGGACCGCUUCUUUGAGAUUUUUGAGAGCCCGGCACACGUCAAAGCUCUUGAGAGCGAUCCCGAGAUUCCUAGUAUGAUAGGAUCGUCUUUCGAUGAACUGGUUAGGCACCACCCUCAACUAAAAACCAAAGUUCUAUCGGCAUUGAGUGACAUGGUCAAGCGCGUGGUUGUGCUGUGCGCAGCCAAAGCCGAGAGGAGUGGAGUUGGGGCGAAACUCUGGUAUGAGAGCUCUGACGGCAAAAUCAUGGUUGCUGGUGGUCGAGCUUCUUUACUUGGUCCUCAAGGUGCUAUCAGUCAGGCCAUCUCAAGUGCAUCCAGUGGCGGCGAUGUCGAAAUGGAAGAUGCGGGCGAAACGGGUAAUUCCAAACCAACUGACACCAUCUCCAUCGACGAGGUAACCGAAACGGAGGAUGCCGCCAAUGGACCUACUACUGGACAAUACAUUGGCGUUGUUUGUCGUUUCCUCUCGGGGUUCUUUGGCAACCACGCAGCCUGCGUUGCUUAUCUGGAUGCAGAUGGGGUAGAGUCUAUUCUGGAUUUUGCAACCCUUCCCAGUCUCCCCGCACGUUUCAAUGAACCGGGGGCACCCGGGGAGGAAUUCGGUAGAGUCAUUCAGGUUCUCGUGGAACAAAAACCACACAUAACCAUACCGUCCAUUCUUAGGCGAACCCAAGCCGCUUUGGAUUGCCUGGAGCCUUUGAUGCGCCACACUGGAAAGCAUGCCUUUUUCGCGCCCUACACAGAAGUCGCCUCAACCACGACGGGUUCUGCGGAUGAGCGAGCAGUCCGCCAAGGUACUGAUCAUGUCAAAUCUCUUAUUACCUUGCAAACCCUCAUUGUUGCACUUACCAUGACCUUUGAUGGGCAGAUGUUCACUCAUCGUUCUAGCCAUAACGUUGCUAGUCUAGUCAAUCUCGCAGACAUGUACGCAAAAGUUGUCUAUAGUCUCGGCCGGCUACAUAGAAGCUGCGUUUGGGAAGAGAUCUUAUUACAGAAGACGAUGCCUGCGGAAUGGGAGAAAGAGACGCGCAUCAAGAGCUCAAGUCAAGGGAACAUGGUGGCAGAUGAUAUUCUUCGCCUGAACAGCAAUGAUCGAACAUCAGCGGAGACCGAUAAUACCGCCAGCAAUAAUGCUGGAGAGUCUGCUUCUGGCACCACUGAUAAUGCAACCAACACCGCACGUUUGAGCCAGGAAAGUGCGCGCUUUAAAAACACCCAGACUUUGCGUUAUCUGCUCAGCAAAGUACCAGCCGGCAUAUCGCCCUUCUUUCGAUCCCUCGGCAAGCUACUUCUGCCACGACGUAACCCUGAAACCUAUCAUCGGCAGUGUGCCACUAUCGUCUCAGAUCAACUCGCGCAGGCUGCCAUUGAUCAAUUACAAUUCGAAGGUCCCAAGCAAUCCGACUCAGAUCAAGAUCGAUAUGCUUACUGGAUCGUCAUCUUAACUUCCAUUUCUCAGCUCGUGAUUGAUAAUAGCAUGAAUCAUCCGACACCUCAUACCCUGACAUUGAUCUUGGUUUCUUUCCGCAACCUGGGAGGCAUGUCUGUUCUCGCAGAGAUCCUGGAUGCCUUCUACCAAUCUGCUCUUCCGAUCGUGCAAUCUAAGAAUGAAGAAACCAACGAGGAGCUACAGAGACUGCUGAAUCUCUCUCUUGGUGGGAUCAAGAUUGUUUUGACACUCUACGGCCAGAUCAUAAAUCCGAAGAUUGUGAAUGAGUCCAGCCAGACUACCGCUAUGCAGUCUAGACCAGAGAGGGAUAGGGAUCGAGCCGACUACUUCAACACAGCGCAGUUUCUCGUGGAAAUGAAGCAUGCGGUCACCAUCCAGGUACACAAAAUCUGGAAUUCGGAGCUCAUCGAUAAGGCUACAACAUCCAUUGUAAAGACUUCUAUCAGCAUCCUCAAAACUGUUCUAGAUGGUGAGACCGAGCAUGGAGCUUUUAAGAAUGCGGAUAGCAUCCCUCCGCGAGCCAAGCCAGUUAUCAGGCCUUGGAAGGCUCGCAACGCCGAACUUUUGUCACGUUUGAAGGAUUCCCAUUUCGACAAGGACCUCGCCGUAGAAGCACUGUAUCGUUGCUGUGAUAAUUACAACACUGCAGUCGAAUACUGCCAGAACGUGAUAAACCAUCCUCGGGCGCCUCGAAAUCCACUGCCCUCCUACGAGACCGAACUACAAUCCCUAUCAUACGUCUCUCCAAGCAGUGCCGCAGCAACAAAUCUUGAUCACGAUGAUGAUGCCAGUGGAGCAGAUAGCGACUCAGACGAAAGCAAUGAUACUGACGGGCCUGACUCUCAGUCUGUCGACAUGGUAGACGCGGAACAGCCUGAGGCUACACCGGCAGUGCAGCCUUCAAAUGCAGAACCGCCAGCUACGCAGUCGUCUGACUUGACUUGGUCCUUCCUUGCCUACCGCAGGAGGGUGCAGGCUGGGAGUGUGGCAGAAACUGUUGCCCUCGAUGAUCUCGACAACGAACGGUCGAACCUCCGCAAGAACCUCAUUGACCGAUCCCUUGACGUCCUGAACUCUCACGACGAUGUCACCUUUGAGCUUGCAGACUUGAUUACAGCAGCCAUCACCAAGGCACCAGACACAUCCGCAAUGCGCGCGGAAAUUGGAUCUACACUCAUUCAGUCACUUAUAUCUCUACAAAUGAGCGACGACUUCCGCGAUCAAGGCAAGAGGAUUGCAGCUUCUGCUCACCUCUUGGCACUAGUAAUACAAGACAAGGAUCUAUACGAAGCUGUCGUGGAGGAGCUCAAGGAUAGUUUUGAGAUGCUUCUUGGGUUUGUGAAGAUCUUCCCCGACCAUUCCUCGGAAGAAACCUCCCCGUGGAUUGGCCAGGUCCUCUUAAUAGUAGAGCGCCUCCUUGCCGAAGAUCAGCUUCCUCACCAAAUCCAAUGGACUGCACCAACCGGCAAUGAAAUUGACGCGACAUCCGUUGAGCAACCACCUGAGCCAAUCAUCUCUCUGGAUCAGAAGACUCAGCUUUUCGACAAGAUAAUGGAGGUUCUUCCACGGAUUGGAAAGGAUGAGUCACUUGCUCUCUCUGUUACGCGUGUCCUCGUCAUGCUCACACGCACACGAAAGAUAGCUACUCGGUUAUCAGAGAGGCGCCAUAUUCAGCGACUAUUCCUUAUGGUGAAGCAACUCUCUGGGGUCACAAACGAAGCCCUUAGAAGUGCCUUCAUGAUUGUCCUGAGACACAUCAUCGAGGAUGAGUCUAUUAUUCGACAGAUCAUGCGCAGUGAAAUACAGGCUAUGUUUGAGCAGCGCGACCGAAGACAGACUGAUACUACCGGUUACACGCGACAGAUGUACUAUCUAGCUCUACGAGACCCGGAUAUUUUUGUGGAAAUCACCCAGGAGAAGCUCCAGUUAGCCCGCUAUGAUGCUAAUCAGCGGCCUCAAACACUUGUGUUGAAGAAAGACGAUGCUCCAGACGCUGACUCCGGAGACACCACAUCACAAGAUGUAGCAGAUAGUGACAAGCCCCUCGAAACCAGCGAGCCAAAGAGAGGACAUGUUCUUGAGCGAACGAAAACAUCCGAUCUCAAGCAUCCUACUGUAGAAAAUCCUGAUGGAGUUAUCCACUACCUAUUGUGUGAGUUACUCGCAUACAAGGAGGUAGAGGACAAGCCCGAGCCACCGAAGACGAAUGAGGAUACCACCGCUAGCCCCGCCGAAGCAUCUCCUGGCUCUUCUGGAACCCCGGCCGGACAGCCCACGACCACUGAACCAGCUAAAUCCGACAAGUCUGAGUUCAAGGCGGAUGCGCAUCCCAUUUACAUCUACCGUUGUUUUAUCCUGAAAUGCUUGGCCGAGCUCCUGCAGAGUUACAACAGGACGAAGAUUGAGUUUAUCAACUUUUCUCGUAAAGCUGAUCCGCAUGCCAUGACCCCUUCAAAGCCCAGGUCAGGGGUGCUCAAUUACUUACUCAAUGCAUUGGUCCCCGUCGGUACACUCAGUCCGGAAGGCGACUUGCCGUUCAAGAAGAAGGUGGCCACAUCCAAUUGCGCAAUCGAUGUUAUUGUUUCUCUAUGCGCCAAGACGGGCGAAUUCAGGCCCUCCGUGAGCAAUCACAUCACAUCUCCAUACCUUGAAACUGAACCCGAUCUUCUGUUUGUUCGGAAAUUUGUUCUGGAGCAUGCUCUUAAGGCUUUUAAGGAUGCCAGCGGGUCCGAUGAGUCAUUGGACUCUAAGUAUUCGCGCCUGCUCAGCAUCGCGGAUAUGUUCUCCCGAAUGGUUUCCCAGCGCUCGGAUGGUCAGAUGCUCAGCCAGAGUGCCGAGUUGACACCUCCUUUGAAACAGAUGGCAAAGAUCAUGUACGAAAAGAAUUUCAUUACCAUUCUCACCACUGCUAUUGCGGAUAUCGACCUCAACUUUCCGAACGCAAAGCGCGCCGUCAAAUACAUUUUGAAGCCUCUGAAAUGGUUAUGCGCCGUCGCUGUGGAUCUAAGCACACAAUAUGACACGUCCACGCCUGAUUCUACCGAGGAAUACGAAAUCUCUUCUGCUUCGGACGAUGAUAUCAUUGAUGCAACUCGUGAAGAGACGCCUGAUCUGUUCCGCAACUCCACAUUGGGCAUGUACGAACCUCCUCAGGACUAUGACGAUGAGUCGGAUGCAUCCGACGACGAGGAGGAGGAUCCUUAUGCUGACGAUAUGGAAUACGAUGAAGACAUGGGUUACGACGAAGACAUGGCGGACGAAGACGUAGUCUCUGAAGAAGACGAAGAGAUGGACAUGGGCGAUCUGGAGGGUAUGGGUCCCAUUGAGGGCAUGCCUGGAGAUAUUGGGGACGUCGAGAUAGUCGUCGAGGGUGAAGAUGAGGACAUGCUCUCAGAGGACGACGACGACGAGGACGAGGACGAUGAUGAAGAUGAGGACGAUGACGAAGAAGACGAGGAUGACGAUGACGAUGAUUUGGACGAUCUUCAGGCACUCGAGGAGUUAGAAGAGAUCAUCGGCGAUGACGAGGGGGCGAGCCUUGCCGAUGAUCAUGAGGGAAGCUGGAGUGCCGAGGAGGCUGUCUACGCUGCCGAAGACGAAGAGAAUCCAGAUGAUAUCCACCCCAAUCUUGGCUUCGUCCUAGACCCACCUCAAGCUAUGCUUGAUCAGAUACGCAUGGCUGAGAUGGAUGAGUUUAUGGAAGACGACAUGCAGGAGGACGAAGAAGAAGAGGAUGAGGAUGACUACGAUGAGGAGGAGAUCGUCUAUCAUCCAGGCCUCGAGGAUGAUGAUGAAGGGAUGGCUGAAAUGGGCUGGAGUGGCUGGGACGAACCGGUUACGGCCACCCGGCGUACUGUUCAUCGUUUGAGCCCAUGGAUGUUUCCUACAGGACCGUCUGACCGCAUACUUGUCCCCGCCUUCCGCUCACAUAGACCUGGUGCCGGUCCUCGGAUGGCUGAUGAGGGCGUCAACCCUCUCCUUCAGCGCGCUGGUCGUUCUUCGGGACGUGCUACAGACGCUCAUCUCACUGGUUUCCGUAACGAAGGCAGCGAUUGGGUCCAUGCCAUUGAAGGGCGCGGACCACGCACGUUCUCCGGUGACAGCCCGGUCUCCUUCAUCAACAAUUUGCUCAAUACUAUGGCCCAAGGAGGCGCGCCCACACUUCAGCAACACAACGGCACUUUCCAUCUUUCAUUCAAUAAUAUGCCUUUGGGCAUGGGUCUACCUCCGCCUUUCGAUCCCUCCAUUCGUCGCGAUGUGCCACGGGCGCGAGAUAAUAUGUCGCGUUCUCCCCGUGAAGACCCCCAAUCUGCGAUAGCGUUCCACAAGGGAUUCACAAGCUCUCGCUGGCAGGAAGAAGCGCGCAUUUUCUAUGGUGCUAGUGCCAUUGAAAAGAGUCAACGUGUCAUUAGUUCCAUCCUGAGACGUCUGGUCCCCCCAGCCAUCGAGGCAGCGAGAAUUAGACAAGCCGAAAAAGAAGCCGAGCUCGAGCGUAAGCGGAAAGAAGAGCAGGAACGUAAAGAAAAGAAGGAGCGGGAGGAGCGGGAAGCGAGGGAGGCUAAAGAACGUGAAGAGCGCGAGCAGCAAGAGCGUGAGGCUGCUGAACUUGCAGCCCGUGCUGCUGAGACCAGCGCCGAAGCCGAACAUGAGACCUCUGAAUCCACAGCGAACAAAGCGGAGGGCAUGGAAGGUGUCGAAGAGGCGCCAUCCUCAAAUCAAGCUUCUGCCCCUGGUCCAUCGGAGGCGGCUCCUCGCGUGACGACAAAUGUUCGUGGUCGAGAGAUCGACAUUACCAAUCUAGGUAUUGAUCUGGAGUACCUCGAGGCCUUACCUGAAGAACUACGAGAGGAAGUCCUCAUGCAACAAAUCGCGGAGAGCCGCGCUCGACAGCACGAAACCGAGCAGACCGAAGCCGAUCCGACUGGUCUCGACCAGGACUUUCUCGAUGCCUUGCCACCCGAAAUUCGUGAGGAACUACUCCAACAAGAGGCGCAAGAGCAUCGUCGCCGCGAACGAGAAGAACAACGCCGUCGCCAGGCCAAUGGCGCUGCGCAGCCCGAAGACAUGGAUCCUGCGAGUUUCCUGGCAUCUCUCGAUCCCCAGCUACGACAAGCAGUCCUUAUGGAUCAGGAUGAAGAUGUACUGAGACAGUUGCCGCCUGAAAUUUCUGCAGAAGCCAGGUCGUAUGGCGGUGACCGCCGCUUGAAUCAGUUUAACGACUUCAUACAGCCCGGAUAUCGGCGCGGCGGCGAGCGCCGUGCACAACUAGACGACCCUAAUCAGAAAAAGAAAGCUCGCCCUUGUGUGCAGAUGUUAGAUAAGUCUGGAGUAGCGACACUCCUUCGACUCAUGUUCAUCCCUCAACAAGGCAGCGCCAAGGCAAGCUUGAGUCACAUUCUGCGAAAUGUUUGCGAAAACCGACAGAAUCGCGCUGAAGUGAUCAGCAUUCUGCUUUCUAUUCUUCAGGAUGGCAGUGCGGACGUCAAUGCCGUAGAGCGCAGCUUCGCUCAGCUCUCUCUCCGCGCCAAACAACCUCCUCAACAGCAAGGUGCAGACAAAACACCGAAACUUUCACGGAAGAGCGGUUCCUUGGCGAUCACUGCGGAAGUGUCCCCUCUGAUGGUUGUGCAGCAAUGUCUUCACACACUUUUCAAUCUCACAGAAAAGAAUCCUGCCGUGUGGUCGUUCUUCCUCACGGAGCAUGAGACAAUCGUCGGAUUUAAGAAUCGUGGAAACCGAAAGGGAAAAGCAAAGGAGAAUAAAGCAACCAGAUACCCAUUGAAUGCUCUCCUUGGCCUACUGGACCGAAAAUUGAUAAUAGAAAGUUCUUCCAUUAUGGAGCAACUGACCACGCUGCUACAUGUCAUCACUGGACCUCUUCAGGCCAUCAAGAAGGAAAAAGAGAAAGCCGCAGAAGAGGCAAACAAGCCCUCCAACACUGCCGAUGCUCAGACUACCGAAACGCAGCAGCGGGCUCAGGAUACAGAGAUGACCAGUGGACCCGAGGUACAAGCACAAGCACAACCACAGCAAUCCACGACCGAAGGCGAAGGCAGUGAUCCGAAGACGGAUGACAAAAAGCCUGAGGAUGACAAAGCGAAGAAGCAUCGCACGCUUGUGCCACCCGAGGUGCCAGACGGUAAUCUACGCCUUGUUGCGAGAAUCUUGGCAGCGCGAGAAUGCAAUGCCAAAGUGUUCCAGGAAACCUUGUCGGUUAUUAGCAAUCUGUCUCCUAUUCCUGGUGCAAAGGAGGUGUUCGGCAAAGAGCUACUCGGCAUAGCACAAGAUCUAGCUCAAUCAGCAUUGAACGACCUUGCCACUCUUACUAUUCAGGUGUCCCAGGCAAAGAACCCGACUGAUGUCCAAGGCAUGGCUUUAUCAAAAUUCUCCCCCGCGAGCUCCGACCAAGCCAAACUGUUGCGCGCGCUCACCGCACUCGACUAUCUAUUCGAUCCUACUCGCGACAGCAAGGACAAACCGGCCAAUAGCGCCGAAGCUCUCGAGCCUGCGCAGAAGGAGGAUAUUCUACUUACUCUUUACGAGAACUCCACAUUCGGCGGGCUAUGGAGCAAGCUGAGCGACUGCCUUACUGUCAUCCGACAACGCGGUAAUAUGUUGAACAUUGCAACCAUCCUCCUGCCUCUCAUUGAAGCUCUUAUGGUCGUCUGCAAGAACACUACUCUCAAGGAUAUACCUCUUAGCAAGAUCGUAAACAAAGAGUUCGCACUUUCAAGCCCUCCACCAGAGAGCCGCAUGGAGAGCUUGUUCUUCACAUUCACAGAGGAUCAUCGGAAGAUUCUGAACGAUUUGGUCCGCCAGAACCCCAAGCUCAUGUCUGGGACAUUCUCUCUCCUCGUCAAGAAUUCAAAGGUGCUUGAAUUCGACAACAAGCGCAAUUAUUUCAACCGCAAACUCCAUUCACGAAACAAUCAAGAUCGACAGCAACCGCCCCUGCAGUUGUCCGUUCGUCGUGAUCAGGUCUUCCUUGACUCGUUCAAAUCACUCUAUUUUAAGACUGCGGAUGAAAUGAAGUAUGGCAAGCUCAGCAUCCGCUUCCACGGCGAGGAAGGAGUAGAUGCAGGCGGUGUCACACGAGAAUGGUUCCAAGUUAUUGCAAGGCAAAUGUUCAAUGCAGACUAUGCCUUGUUCGUGCCAGUUGCAUCAGACCGCACAACAUUCCAUCCCAACCGCCUCAGCGCCAUCAAUCCAGAGCAUCUAAUGUUCUUCAAGUUCAUUGGACGUAUCAUUGGCAAGGCUCUCUACGAAGGUCGUGUUCUGGACUGCCAUUUCAGCAGGGCUGUAUACAAGCGCAUCCUCGGCCGACCAGUCAAUCUCAAAGACAUGGAAACUUUGGACUUGGAAUACCACAAGUCUCUGCAAUGGAUGCUUGAGAAUGACAUCACUGAUAUCAUCACCGAGAUGUUUUCCGUCGAUGUCGAGGCGUUCGGAGAGGUCCAGACUGUCGAUCUCAUCGAGAACGGUAGCAAUGUUCCCGUGACUGAAGAGAAUAAGCAUGAGUAUGUCCGUCUUGUGACUGAGCACCGCUUAACCGGGGCGGUUCAGGAGCAACUCGAGCAUUUCCUCAAGGGUUUCCACGACAUUGUGCCCGCUGAACUAGUCUCGAUCUUCAGCGAACAAGAGCUCGAAUUGCUGAUCUCUGGUCUGCCUGACAUUGAUGUCGAUGACUGGAAAAACAAUACCGAGUAUCACAACUACACCGCCGCUUCGCCUCAGAUACAGUGGUUUUGGCGCGCCAUGCGCUCAUUUGACAAAGAAGAACGCGCUAAACUUCUGCAAUUCGUCACCGGUACAAGUAAGGUGCCACUGAACGGCUUCAAGGAACUGGAGGGCAUGAAUGGCUUCUCGAGGUUCAAUAUCCAUCGGGAUUACGGCAGCAAAGACCGUCUACCCUCGAGUCACACUUGCUUCAAUCAGCUCGAUCUACCAGAGUACGAAAAUUACGAAGAUCUUCGCAAACAACUUUACACCGCGAUGACGGCCGGCAGCGAGUACUUCGGUUUCGCAUAAUUCAAAUCAUAAGCAAUCUUGGAAUCUUCAUCGUCUGUGAAAUUUUGCUCUCGCUCAAUGCAUUGCAGGCGCUCAGGGAAGGUUUCUUGGUGAAGCAUCGUGAGAAGCUGAUGGCAGCUCUGUAUAUCAGAAGGGAAGGUUUACCAACGGUGAAAUCAAACAUGCACAAAUGGGUUGGAGGCUGGUGGUCCAUAUGGCGUUGGGGACUGCAUGGUAGAAGGAACAGCAAUGGAAAUAGCAAGGAUGACACCCUCGGAAUGGUUCAAGGUGCCAGGAGUGCAGGCCUGGCCUCCUAUUUUCCUCCCGUGGGUAGUAGUUCCUUUGCUACGACGUAGAUAGAUACCAUUCUCUCCUUUCCCUAUCCCCCGAAACAUCGAUAGGUGAAGGUCAAUUUUAGUUAUGUGUACUAGACCAAAGGAAUGAAUUAUGAG